Diprion similis is the source of this 2841-nucleotide messenger RNA. It is a transcript of the gene Klp68D, whose product is annotated as kinesin-like protein KIF3B. Gene Ontology annotation, biological process: microtubule-based movement. Gene Ontology annotation, molecular function: ATP binding; microtubule motor activity; microtubule binding. Lineage: Eukaryota; Metazoa; Arthropoda; Insecta; Hymenoptera; Diprionidae. The transcript is spliced from 2 exons. Bases 387 to 2555 code for a protein of 722 amino acids. The record is from RefSeq and is a predicted model, not a curated record.
AGUGUUUGCCAGUCUGCUGGCUGUCCUUGGGUUCUGUCAAAAUACGCGCAAUGCGACGGGCGCAGUUCGGUUAAGCGUUGACGAAAACUGUGCUUCGUUCGCAGUGAAAUACGAGGGAUUUAGAGGCCCGAUGUAUACUCCAAUACUCCACCCUACGCAAUUAGUGAUAAACAAGUCGAGCACAUAACCACGCAAUGCGUAGAUGUUGACAGUGGAAGAGAGUCGUCCUAGAACCAAACAAUGGAUCAAUAUCUCGAGGAGGAGGGCAAAACGGCAACGAAUUACCCUUCUUCGUACGUGACGUGUCUUGAGAAGGAGAGAACAGAGCGACGAUAAACACGCUCCCGAACCUCUCGAACGUUUAACUGUAAUUGGCAACCAUCGAUAUGGAGAAGUCGGACAAAACCUUGAAAAAACGCAGCGCCAGAUCUCUGGCGAUGGAUGGCGGGACGCAGUGUGUUCAAGUCGUUGUACGAUGCAGACCGAUGGAUGAAAAGGAGACGGCAAGAGGACACAUCAGAGUUGUAGACGUCGUUCCAUCCAGAGGAGUAGUGGAGAUCCGAAAUCCCCGCGAAGAUCCGUCCAGGGAUAAUGUCAAGGUGUUUACAUUUGACGCCGUUUAUGACUGGCACUCGAGACAGCAGGACUUGUACGAGGAAACUGUUCGCCCUUUGGUUUCUUCCGUACUGGACGGUUUUAACGGGACGAUAUUUGCCUACGGCCAAACUGGAACGGGAAAAACUUUUACAAUGGAAGGCAUUAGGGCAGAUCCCGAACGGCGAGGAAUCAUCCCAAGGUCGUUCGACCACAUUUUUAGCCACAUUAGCAGAACAGAAAAUAUGCAGUAUCUGGUUCGUGCGAGCUACCUGGAAAUUUACCAAGAAGAAAUAAGAGACCUUUUGCAUCGUGAUCAAAGCCUGAGGUUCGAACUAAAGGAAAAACCAGACACAGGAGUUUUCGUAAAGGAUCUAUCAACUUCUGUGUGCAAAAGUGCAGCUGAAAUUCAACAAUUAAUGAACAUGGGGAAUCAGAAUAGAACGAUCGGAGCUACCAACAUGAAUGAGCAUAGCUCCAGGUCUCAUGCGAUUUUUUUAAUAACCAUAGAAAUGGGAACCAUUGGAGACAGCGCUGGGAUCAGGGUUGGACGACUCAAUCUGGUCGAUUUAGCAGGCAGCGAAAGACAAAGUAAAACUGGUGCGAGUGGCGAGAGAUUAAAGGAAGCUAGUAAAAUUAAUUUAAGUCUAUCCGCGCUCGGUAAUGUGAUCUCUGCGUUGGUUGAUGGUAAAACGACGCAUAUUCCAUAUCGGGACUCAAAACUCACAAGGCUUUUGCAAGAUUCACUUGGGGGAAAUUCUAAGACUAUUAUGGUAGCUAAUAUAGGACCGGCAAGCUAUAAUUAUGACGAGAGUCUGACGACUUUACGAUAUGCAAAUCGAGCAAAGAAUAUUAAAAAUAAACCAAGAAUCAACGAGGAUCCUAAAGAUGCUUUGUUGAGGCAAUAUCAGGAGGAGAUAAAUCGGCUGAAAGAAAAACUUGCACUGAAAGAAACAGUGCAACGUAAGAAGAGGAAAUCAAAGAAAAAGAAAGAAGAUGGAAGUCUGGAUUCAGAUUCUGAAACAGAAGACAGCAGAGAUGAUAAUAAAGUUACUGAGGCUGACAAGAAACUAAUUGCAGAACUUUUGAAAACGGAAAAACAGGAGACUGAAUUUCUGGUGCUGAGGAUAAAAGAUCUGGAAAGUAAAAUGCUUUGCGGUGGUAAAAAUAUAAUUGAUCACACAAACGAACAGCAAAAAGCUCUUGAACAAAGAGCUAUAGAAAUUGCAGAGCGUAAAAAACGAGAAGUGGAAAUGCAGCAAAAGUUAGAAGAGGAGGAAGUAACUACCUCUGGCGUCAGAGAAACAUAUACAACUCUGCAGCAAGAAGUGGAUGUGAAAUCUAGAAAACUGAGAAAAUGUUUUGCCAAGCUUCAAGCACUGAAACAGGAAUUGCAUGACGUCACCGGAGAAUUCAACAGAGAUCGAAGGGAUCUAGAGGAAACGCAAAAUGAAUUAAUUAAGGAGUUGAAGCUGAAGUACCUAAUCAUUGAUAAUUUUAUUCCAGUCGAAGAGAAGCACAAAAUUCUCUCCAGAGUAAGAUUCGACGAGGAUGAAGAUUGUUGGGUUGUGAAAGAGCCAGAACCUUCAAGCGUUGAUCUUAUUAAACGACCCACAUCCGUCCCUGGUGCUCGCAGACCGAUAUCGGAGUAUGCAAAAAUUGCCCUUGCUAUGGGAAAAGGUCAUCGUUAUGCCGGAGAAAAUAUCUUGAACUUGGAAUUGGAUAUGCCACCUAGAACGACACUGGAUUAUCAAGGCCCGGUGAUCGCUCCAACGAUUCAAGCUGUUCUCGAAGAAGCAUUGCGUGACGAAGGUGACAUUGACGUAGAUGCUUCCGAUGCAAGACUCAGAUCUAAGCCACGCCUACAAUCGGCAAAAGUUCGUCCUAGAAGCGUUGUUAAUAAGGUCCAGCAGAUACCAGCGCCGGUUUAUCCUAAAACUAGAGGACUAGUACCCAAGUAGUUAAUGUAUCUUGACUUAAGUUGAAAACUGAUAUUUUUUAUUUUCUGUAAAUAUGUACUAUCACGUUGUAUGCUUGUUUAAUUUAUUUCAUUGUUUGUGAUAUGGCCGUGGGUCUCGAUUCAAGGGAGAGACGGAAGAAUAACUUAGACUGAAUCCUUGUAACUCUCUAGUCAAUGUGCAAUGUCAGCCGCUUGCUAUAAAUAAUGAUUACCCAAACUGCUAAAAUAAAGCACUAUAAUACCACAUGUUACUAUAUCUAAUUAUUCACUUCUUUCAUCAAUGUGCC